AUGCGAAAAACGUUUAACGAAGACGAGUGCGCCUGUCCACCGCCACGGGCUUCGCACGCAUCUCGUUGUUAUCGGCGCCUGCCCGUCCGCACUCACUUUGUGACUUAUGCCCACCGACGCUGGACGCACCGAAAUUGCGUCACCUGCAGCGAGGGCCCGCGCGCCCGCCGUUGCACGCGUAAAGACGCAGGCCUUAGUGCUGCUCUGCUGACGACGCAAUUGCCACUUGGAGCAACGCCAGCGACGCGCAGCGCUGCUGGGGCCAACGGCGCGGACGCAGGCGCGGGCACGGGCGAGGCCUCGAGCACGGGCGCUGACGUGCUGGUUUUUCUCCGGUGCCUGCAACAGGCACUCGAAGGCCCCGGGCGUCUUUAUAUAAUUUUUCCGGACUUACCGAAGCAGAUGGAAAGUCGAUGGAAAGUCGAUGGAAGGAAAGAAAAAAGAGCGACGGGCGGGACGCGCGCAGACGGCGCCGCGGCGGCUCGCGUGGAACCGAGCCCGUCGUAUAGGCGCGACGCUUCCUCGAGCGUUGCGACUGGGAGACGUAGCGGGGACGCAAUGGAAGGAAAGCUUAAGCCGAGGCAGACGGGCGGGCAGAGAUUGGGAGCAAGGAGGGAAACGGAGGUACAGGGCUGCGGCGGUGAGCAGCAGGUGACGCGGAAGUCGCGGGCGCAGGCACGCGCGGGGAGGGGGCGGAUUAGCGCACGUGGCGAGGCGCGGGCCGCGGGGCGCCGCGGAGUGCGACCAAGACCACGUGACGCGCACGUGACGGGGGAGUGUCACAUGACGAGUCACAUGACAGCCACGAUCACAUGA
This is a messenger RNA of Lachancea thermotolerans CBS 6340, 816 nucleotides long. Its product is annotated as KLTH0E10384p. NCBI's taxonomy places the organism in Eukaryota, Fungi, Ascomycota, Saccharomycetes, Saccharomycetales, Saccharomycetaceae. The record is from RefSeq and is a predicted model, not a curated record. Bases 1 to 816 code for a protein of 271 amino acids. The transcript has a single exon.